AUGCCCAAGAAUCAUAUCUCUGGAUGCUAUGCUGUGGCUCCCUUGUCAAUAACCCAGACUCAUUUCAUGGCUUGCAAGAGGCUGUUGUCCAGCCAAGGAUCCUUCUAUCAUGCUUCCAGCCAAAACUCUCGGAAGUUCCUGGAGGAUGAUGAAGAUUGGGACCUCAAGGAAAAAAUCAUACAGGAAGGUCAUAAACUCCCAUCUGGUCCAGGGAUUGUCACUGUAGACAUGGUCAGAGACCAAGAGGAUGACAAGCCUAUGGAUGCUGCAGCAGUCAAGACUCAAUUCUCACCUUUUGAUGUCACUCAGAAGUUGUUUAAAGAAGGAAUUGGGAAGUAUGAUAAGAAGCACCAUGACAUCUCUGACCUGAGGUCCAUGGGGACAAGGACAAAGCUUAUCCAGUCCUGGUACAAUGCCCUCUCACCAGAUGUGCUUGAGGAGCUCAGACUUGUGGCUGAAAAGUGGAAUGAGGAAGGUGCUCAUUCUGAUGUCAAAGACAGAUACUGUAGCCAACACCAGAAGAAACUUAUGGAGGAUUUCAUAAAGAUGGCAGGAAGAACUAUGGGUUUACAUCUUGUGAUUCUUGCAGCUCAUGAUCAAGGGGAGGGAAAAAUGCCUGGAACAACCAUCUGGGAAUCCUGUCCCAGGAAGUUGAAUAAAACUUUCACCCUCACAUCCAAAGAAAAUAAAAAAUGGGCAGGAGAGUCUCAAGACUGCCUUGCUGACUGGCUGACUGAAGCAGAGUACAACAUCUGCCUGGUGUCCUUCACUGCUUUGAAGGAACUAGAGAACUAUAUCAUCAGAUCUUGUGGUUUGGGUAUGAUUGUUGUCCUUGUCCUUGGACUCCUCCUUCAUGAGUGUCACUGUGCUCAGGAGUAUGAAGCAGAUAAGGCCAGAGAUGAUGUACCUGACUAUUUGGGCACCUCCAUCCUUGGCAUUCAGGUAGGGGAGAAGAUUGAGGAGGCAAUUACUAGAAUUCAGGUGAAGGUGAAGGCAAUGCUGCCAGAUGAUCAUGAGAGGCAGAUAGAGGAGGCAGGCAGAGCAGGCAAGGGUUGCUGCAGAGAAGAAGCUGCUGAGGAGAAGAGGGCUGCUGAGGAGGCUUGCAUGGCUAAGGAGAGGGCUGCCACAUUAAAGAAGGCAAGUGGUACUAAAGCUGGGGGAAAAAGAAAGGGUAAGCAGCCAGCAACAGAUGUGAAUGAUUCACCCAUGAAAAAGAUGAAGACAGGUCCUUCAACAGCACAUGAAGGGACAGUAGUCCCACAUGCAAUUCCAAAGCCUCACUCAGUCAAGCUGGCGAAAAUUGGUACACUGCUGACAUCAUGA
This is a messenger RNA of Suillus subaureus, 1323 nucleotides long. RefSeq lists its product as uncharacterized. The transcript is spliced from 7 exons. Bases 1 to 1323 code for a protein of 440 amino acids. The record is from RefSeq and is a predicted model, not a curated record. Lineage: Eukaryota; Fungi; Basidiomycota; Agaricomycetes; Boletales; Suillaceae.